AUGCAUCACCCAGCGAUUUUGGUAGCGCUUGCCCUUGUCGCACCUGCGCUGUCGAAGACGGCCGACUCAUCUCUCUAUUCCAACGAAGCACCGCUGCUAUGGGGACCCUACCGACCCAAUCUCUAUCUGGGCCUUCGCCCCAGGGUUCCCGAGAGUCUCGUGGCGGGGUUGAUGUGGGGAAAGUUAGAUGAGCAGGAGAAGAAACUGCGACAUGCAGUAGAGCAGAGCGAUGGCAUGGCCAUGUACGGUUGGAGCACAUACGACGUACGCGCCGGCGGUACCCAGAUCAUUCAAGACGUUGGAAACCAAAUCGAUAUCACGACCGAGUUCAUAAAGAAGUCUGAGGGUCAGAGUGCAGGCAACUGGGCGCUUCGAAUCAAAGGCAAGCCGCGCAAUGGGGCACCGGCAGACUUGAAGACCUCUGUCAUCUUUUAUAUCGGCAUGGAAGCUAAGGAGAAUUGUGCGGACUGCCAGCUUGACGCUUUCGAACAACUUGGUGGUGGCGACGACAAGUCUGUCGAGGCAGUGAAUCUCGCAAUCAAGCAUCCACGGUUGGGCUCAGCCGGCAUACACAUCUCAACACCGGUCGGGGAGAACGGGCGACACGAGGGUACAAUCGUGCACACGUUAAAUACCACUGAAGACAAACUGUGGCAGGCAAAAUCCACUUUCCUGGACUUGUUGAAGGUUCAGUCGAAGGAUUUAACAAGUGCCGGAAAUAUGGACGUGGUGCUCCGCAACUCGCCAGGAUCAGGCAACAUGCACUUCGUGCAGAUGAUCGUUCACGGCAGCUUCGACUUUGACGUGCUCUACUCGACUUGGACGGCGACGCGUGCUAUGACAACCUCGGAGAUGGCCAGCAGUAUCCAAGAUUCUGUAGUAGCAUACAGAAAGGCAUACUCUCGCGUAUUUACGCUGAAAGCUCCAUUCAACACCGACCAGCACGCUACGUUUGGUGAGAAACUGCUUGCCGAUUUGUUAGGCGGCAUUGGUUACUUUGAGGGCACCUCGAAAGUUGACACUUCGAAGAAGGCCAUCUACGCCGAAACGACUGGGAAGUUCUGGGAGAAGACUGAGGAUGCUAAGGAGCACGCCACGCCCGAGACAAGGGGACCAUACGAGCUCUUCACGCAUACUCCCGCUCGGGCUGUUUUUCCGAGAGGCUUCCUCUGGGACGAAGGGUUCCACCUCAUUCCAGUACUCGAGUGGGAUAUUGACUUGGCUAUGGAAGUUAUAAAUAGCUGGUUGAGCACCAUGGACAAAGACGGUUGGAUACCUAGAGAGCAGAUACUGGGUACUGAGGCUGAACAUGGCACGUCAGGCGACCUCGCUACGCAAUAUCCACAUAUCGCUAACCCGCCAACAUUGUUCCUCGCAAUCUCAAGAUUUGUCGACAUGCUUGAAGGCAAGGCGAAAUAUCAUGGUCAUAGCUCUACACUCUUACAACCCGAGGCGGGUAGGAAGUUCAUCGCGAAGCUGUACCCACUGCUGAAGAAGCACUACGAAUGGUGGCGAAAAUCUCAGUCGGGUGAUGUCGAAGCGCACUCCGUUCCGUCAGCAAGUCUGAAUGAAGGUUACAGAUGGCGAGGCCGUACGCCAGAGACCACCUACCCAAGUGGCUUGGACGACUAUCCACGCGUCGAGCCUCCAGACAUGACCGAGUUGCAUCUCGACGCGCUCUGCUGGGUUGGUCUGAUGUCCCGUACGCUCGAAAAGAUAGCCUUCUUCACAGGAACCACGCACGACGCUUUUACCUACCAAAAUCACAUCCGAGGCGUCAAAACCAAUCUCGAGGUUCUGCAUUGGCAGAGCAAGCAAAACGUGUAUUGCGACACGGUAGUGCGCGACGACAAACACACCUAUGUCUGCCACAAAGGCUACCUCUCUCUCUUUCCCUUCAUGACCGGCUUCAUCGAUGCUGCUCAUCCUCAUCUCGACGCAACGCUCUCCCUGCUCCGCGAUCCAAACCACCUGUGGACCGAUCACGGCAUCAAGUCUCUCUCGCAGGAAAGCAAAAAGUACGGCGUCGGCGACAAUUACUGGCGCUCGCCCAUCUGGAUCAACAUGAACUAUCUCAUCCUCACGCAGCUCCAUGCUCUCGCGAAGACGCCGGGCCCGCAACAACAGCGUUGCAGAGACAUGUACGUUGAACUGCGUCGUAACAUUGUGCACACAGUCUUCAGCUCGUGGCUGCAGACGGGUUACGCAUGGGAGCAGUACGAUCCUGUUGGUGGUCAUGGACAGCGAACGCAGCACUUCACGGGGUGGACGAGUCUGGUGGUUAGUAUCAUGGCGAUGCCGGAUCUGGAGCAGGGAGAAGGGGUCAAGGAAAGGGUCAAGGAGAUAUACGAGGAGGCGAAGAAACAGGCGGUGCAGAACCGGGGGUAUAGUGCGGGCACAGUGGCGUUUCUGGUCAUGCUAGUGGUGUUUGUGUAUGUUACGAGGAGAAGGUUUGCGGGAACGUGGAGGAGUUGGAGAAGGGAGAAGAGGAGUGGGGACAGGAAUGUGUGA
Messenger RNA from Ascochyta rabiei, 2511 nucleotides. RefSeq names its product Mannosyl-oligosaccharide glucosidase. The transcript has 3 exons. The coding region runs from base 1 to 2511 and encodes 836 amino acids. NCBI's taxonomy places the organism in Eukaryota, Fungi, Ascomycota, Dothideomycetes, Pleosporales, Didymellaceae. Gene Ontology annotation, cellular component: endoplasmic reticulum membrane. Gene Ontology annotation, biological process: protein N-linked glycosylation; oligosaccharide metabolic process. The record is from RefSeq and is a predicted model, not a curated record. Gene Ontology annotation, molecular function: Glc3Man9GlcNAc2 oligosaccharide glucosidase activity.